ACCUCCUAUAAUUGCAGUGACUUUUGUGUUUGUGAAACCUAUCGGGAGAGAACUAGAUUUUACUCUGAUAUGCAUCAGUGCAACACUGAGUCCCAUCGCACUUCUAGUGUGUAAGAUCAGAACAGAGACCAGCUGGGGGGAGAAAGGUGUCGGGCACGAAUGUGACUCCAGAUUCCCACUUAUGGAAGAAAAUCGGACUAUAUUACUCCACCUGACCGGUUUGACACCAGUGGAUAGUGGGAGCCACACCUGUGAGUGUUCACAUCCAUAUCACUGUGGAAGGAGAAGAAGAAGCUAUCAGCGCUCAUUUCUACCACUGUGAUUGGUAGUGCUGGCGCAUUUAUCAUUGCAACCGGAUUUGUCCUUGGGCUUAUCCUGAGAAAGAAUUAUUGCAGGUGAAACAUCGCACUUUACAACAAAAUGCAUAUCUUUAUUACUGUGCUUUUCUCAACAUAAACUACUACCUACAGCUCCAGUAUGAAGUAAAAGAGUGCAAAGAUAAUUAAGGAUACAAAUUUGCAGCAAGGAGUAACCUUAAUUUCCAUUCUACUGUUGCUAGAUGAAGUGUAGUUGCUUCUCUCUCUAUGUGAAACCCCCCCGGCUCUUUGGUGAGCAAUGUAUUCUUUUCUUUUAAACCUUUCAAUUUAGUGAGUACCUCAAUCUUUGUAUGCACUUCUACAUUUAUAUAUGUUUCAGGCAUUAAGCUGACAAAGAUUUAACAAAGAAAAGGUUUUUGAAAAUGAAUUCAUGAAAUUAUGUACUUACACAUUAUACCUGUGAGUGUUCAUAUGAUGGAGGAACACUUGUUGUCCAUCUCAAUUGCUGUAAGUAAGUUGUUCAGAAGAGAUUAAAGAGCCUUAUGUGAGAUUCUCGCAGGUUGAAUACAACAUAUACCUGGUAUUUCUUUUCUUGAACUUGUUUAGCAGAUGUAGUGGAAGGAACUUCUUGUUGUGGGUUCAAGAAGUAGCACAUGUAUUUAGGUGCUCUACUUCCUAUGUCUUUGCCUGAUUAAUAAUAAUAUAAUCUUCUCAUUGCCUCAUCAAAGUAAAUACCUGUGAUUGGGGUUGUGCAUCCAGUGAAAAUUAUUUAGAUCAAUGCUACUUUCUCCCAAACAUUGACUUUCUAGAGUAUCCUAACAUGAAAGCAAAAGCGUUCACGUGUUGCACUUCCUUUUUAGAGGACCUCACAUCACCUCGUACCUCUGAGAGAGCUCAGAGUUUGAGGUUUAGAUGGCCACAGUACAAACGUGUCAGUGUGUCCUCCUCCUUUACAGUACAUCAUAGUGUACCCUGCCAGCAGCAGUUGCACCAGUAAUGGGUAGAUGGAAAAUAUGGUUAGUUCUGCUCCUGCAGCUAACUUUGUAUGUCUUCAACACCAAAGAGACUGGGAAGCAACUGCAGAAAACCAUCGGGAGCAAACCAGAUGUUACUCCGAUAUGCACCAAUACAACACUGAGUCCCAUCGUCCUUAUAGUGUGUAAGAUCAGAAAUGAGACGAGCGGCGGAGAAGAGUGUCGUCUGCUGUAUCGAUAUGGACAGGACUUUGAGAACAAAUGUGACUCCAGAUUCACUAUUAUGAUGGUGAAUCAGACUGUAUUUCUCCACCUGUCUGGUUUGACACCAGGGGAUAGUGGAAAUCACACCUGUGAGUGUACACAUUCUGGUGGAACGGAUAUUCUCCAUCUUAAUAUCACUGUGGAAGGGGAUGAAGAUGCCAGCAGUUCUACGGACAUGCCUUUCCUCAAUGCUGUAAUUAUUGGUGUAAUUAUAUUCAUCAUAAUAACUGGAGUUGUCCUCGGAUGGAUCCACGGAAAAAAUCACCACAGAAGACAAUCAGAAGUGCUGACAAGUGAUGCAAACACGGAGCCAGAAGACAUUGAGCCGUACAUUACCUACAUACAGAAAGAGAACGAGCUUUACUCAACUGUGAUAUAAUUGACUGUGUUUACCUGAUACAAAUUGAAAGAUGCUUUUGAAGAGUUUUAAUUCUACAAUAUGUACUCUGAUGUGAUGCGUGUAUCUGACUGAAUUGCAAGUAAAGCAGGGUCUGCUGUCCAGGGCACUAACUUACUUUUUUGCAUUUCAUUCUAAAACUGAUCAAGCUCACCUGUUUUCUAUUAAUCUUAUUGUAAGUUUAAUGUUUUAA
Messenger RNA from Perca flavescens (yellow perch), 2145 nucleotides. RefSeq lists its product as uncharacterized. The coding region runs from base 1314 to 1934 and encodes 206 amino acids. The record is from RefSeq and is a predicted model, not a curated record. Lineage: Eukaryota; Metazoa; Chordata; Actinopteri; Perciformes; Percidae. The transcript has 6 exons.